CGAAAAUGGUGAAAACCCCCAUUCACCAUCAUUAUCAGCAGAGACAAAACCAGUUUUAGACGAAACCGAAAUUGAAGUUGAUGGGAAGAGAGAAGAAGAAGAAGAGAAAGCGACGGAUGAAGGCAUCGGACCCGACGACGAAAACAACGGCGCAUUGGCGGGUCCAGAGGAGGAGGACCAGUCAAAGGAGUGAGAAACUCCGUCGCUGGAACCGGAACCAGAGAGAAAAACACAAAUAGAAACAUCUGUUCUACCAAAUUGCUUGCUGUUAAUGAUGUACGAGCCAAAGCUAUCAAUGGAGAAGAAUCUGCAGCUUCAUCGUUGUGGUCAUAAUCUUCCAUGGAAACUCCGACAAAGGUCUAGUAAUGAGAGUGCAAUGGCGUAUGUUUUCGAUUCAACCUUUGAUUGCAAAAAUAUUGAUGCUGCAAAAGAGAUAUACGGGGCCCUUCGCAUGUUUGUGAAAAUGCAUUUAAUGUGGAAUUCCAAAAUACUUAUAGACGGCGGAGACAAUGAAAUUGUGGCAACAUCUCUGCUUGAGGCCAACGUCUUAUACUAUCAUUGUUUUUCAGUAUCUAUGUUGGGCCUAAGUCAUUCCUCCGAGGACCUUUGGACGAUUCAAAAGCCAAUAAGACGAGACCACGGCUCUACUGUGAACUUUCUGAUUGUCCAGCGGAACUACUUCACCCCCCUGAAGAUUGUAACGUGAAUUCCACAUUGCCCUUCACUCUUCAGGUGUCUCAUUAGCCAGAUUGACCACUAAAUUUGUCGAGUUGAAGAUUUGUUUCUGCAGAUUGACCACAUUGCUUGGCUUGUUUCAUGGGUCAGGGAUAUAUUUGUUUACCUAUCUGGUGCAAUUAGUGCUUCUGGUCUUGGCUGCACCGGUGGAGUGGGUAGAGGACGAAUUUUUGCAAAUGGUCUUGGUGCAGGUGGUGGACAUGGUGGGAAAGGUGGUGAUGGAUACUAUAAUGGCACCUUCAUUAAUGGCGGUGUUGCGUAUGGUGAUCCCAAUCUCCCUUGUGAACUUGGCAGUGGUAAUGGAAAUGGUAGUCUUGCUGGCGAAACAGCAGGUGGUGGGAUUAUUGAUAAUUGAAGUGAUAUCGGGUUGAAAGCUAAGCGAUUGUGUAGAAAUGGUCAAGCGACCGUUGAAAAUUGAAGACUGAGAAGGCAUUUAGGAUUUUAGAAUCUUUUUUCAUGUACUAUUGUAGAAUGUAUAUAUAAACAUAAUAUUAAUAUUUUAUUUUGUGUAUUCAAAUGUAAAAGACAAAUGUUAUAGUUUCUAACAUAAUAUGAAUUUCAUUGA
This is a messenger RNA of Cucumis melo (muskmelon), 1300 nucleotides long. RefSeq lists its product as uncharacterized. The transcript has 9 exons. Bases 272 to 706 code for a protein of 144 amino acids. The record is from RefSeq and is a predicted model, not a curated record. Lineage: Eukaryota; Viridiplantae; Streptophyta; Magnoliopsida; Cucurbitales; Cucurbitaceae.